Molecule: messenger RNA, 3480 nt
Organism: Gloeophyllum trabeum ATCC 11539
Lineage: Eukaryota; Fungi; Basidiomycota; Agaricomycetes; Gloeophyllales; Gloeophyllaceae
Exons: 12
Coding region: 1-3480 (1159 amino acids)
Biological process (GO): fungal-type cell wall biogenesis; protein phosphorylation; signal transduction
Molecular function (GO): ATP binding; diacylglycerol-dependent serine/threonine kinase activity
Source: RefSeq, a predicted model, not a curated record
AUGAGGGAAAGCAGAUGGUCGUGGUGGUGGCGGUACAAGAAACAGACGCAUACAGCCACUGCCUUGCACCGGAGACGCCGGCACUGCUGCUCAAAAGCACUCAGGCUGCUGCGACCGCCCUUCGUCUCAUCCGCCAACGCUGACGACUGCCCCGUCACGACCGGCACGACCGCUGGCGCAAUGGCGCAUGAACUGGACCAAAAGAUACAGGAUGUGUACAAGAAGAUCCAGACGGAGCGCAAGGUCCUCGAGGCCGGCCGUCUGCUGCGCCAAGCGACCAGCAACCCCGAGGUCCUAGCCAGCAACGACGCGAAGAUCAGGGAGGCCGAGCGCUCGCUCUCCUAUUUCGAGAAUACCCUGCGCGAGCUGCAGUCCCGUAAGCUGCAGCAGUCGCAACGCGACGAUCAUUCUCGAUCCAGCAGCACUAGUUCCGCCCAGCUUGGGCUGCCUACAUCUCCCCGCUCGGCGACAGGUAGAUACCCCUCCGUCGCGUCCGACUAUGGUCCGCCUGGGCGCAGUGGCCGGCCACCGUCGUCACCCAACUUGGGACCCGUCCCUCCUUCAGAUGACGACCAUGGCGGCGUACCGAAGCCGAAGACAUAUACCAACCUAGAUUUGAUAAAAGCAGACUCGCCGCAUACAACGGCGAAGAUCUCGCGCAUGCUGCAUCAACUCGAAUACAAGCUCCAGAUCGAGAAGGAGUACAAAACGGGUAUUGAUAAAAUGGUGAAGUUAUAUCAAGCCGAGGGCGAUAAGAAAUCAAGAGCCGAUGCGGAGGGAAAGAGAGUAGAGAGUGAAAGGAAGAUCCAGCUGCUCCAGAGUGCUCUCAAACGCUACAAGAACCUGUACGUACUUGACGAUGCCGGAGAAGAGGAAGAAGAGCAAGACGAAGAUGGGCAACGCAAGGACAAUCUGCGCUCAAAACCUCUCUCCGGUAAAUUACAAAUCACCAUCAAAGGUGCGCGCGAACUCGACCACGCCCCCAUUGUCAAAGCCCGAUCCUCCUCCAAGCAAGUCAGAGAGACCUACAUUUCGCUGCGUGUCGAAGGGACCCAGUAUGCCCGAUCACACCCCAGUCGGACCGACCGCUGGAACGAAGACUUUGACAUCACCGUCGAUAAGGCUAACGAGCUCGAAAUUGCCAUCUACGACAAGCAAGUGAGCGAACCCUACCCAGUGCCCAUUGGUCUGCUCUGGAUCAAGUUGAGUGACCUCGCCGAGGCUCAGAGGCGGCAAAAGGUCAUGAUGGAAAGUGGAGCGGGCGGAUGGGUCACUGCUGGUGCUAUGGGUGGGGAUGCUACCAGCCCGCCGAUCUCAGGGCAGAAUGGAGAUGCUACUUUCGGUGUGGCGGAUAACAGGGGUAUGAUUGGUGGAAAUUUCACGAAUAUGGCAAUCCAGAACGACGGCAUCGACGCCUGGUUUGCAGUGGAGCCCGCUGGUGCUCUCGCGAUGCACAUAAGCCUUGUUAAGGAGAACGUCCGGAAGCGCCCGCUCGACACGCCCGGACGUCUGGGCCGUCAAGGUGCCGUCCGCCAACGGAAAGGGGAGGUGCACGAGAAGAACGGCCACAAAUUCGUCCAACGUCAAUUCUACCAGCUUAUGCUUUGCGCAUUCUGCAACGAGUUCCUCCUCAAUGCUGCCGGAUAUCAGUGCGAAGACUGUCGAUACACCUGUCAUAAAAAGUGUGCCGAGAAGAUCGUCACCAAGUGUAUAUCCAAGUCAAACACAGGGGAGGACGAGGAGAAGAUCAAUCAUCGCAUUCCCCAUCGGUUCGAGCCAUUUGCCAACAUUGGCGCGAACUGGUGUUGCCACUGCGGCUACAUGCUACCACUUGGCCGUAAGAAUGCCCGCAAAUGCACAGAGUGCGACAUCACCUGCCACGCAACUUGCGCUCACUUGGUCCCCGACUUCUGCGGAAUGAGCAUGGAGACAGCGAACAGACUUCUGCACGACUGGCGUGACAUCAAUCGAGCCAGAGGCGGAAAGAGCGUCUCACAGGCCCGCCCGAAGCCCAAGCAGGAGUCGACACAGAGCCCGAUGCUGCCGCCUGUGGGUCUGGAGGGCGAUAUGGGUAACUUGCGCUUGACGGGAGACAUUCCCCCUCUCGAUCAAGCGUACGGACAAGCCGCUCAGGCUCCCGGAUAUGCACAACAGCCCUACCCGGCUCAGGCUCCUCCACGUCCCCCGCCCGGCGCUAAGAUACCCCCAGUGCCUCCCUACACGCAGCAAGGAAUCGCGCAACCUGUCCCCUCUCGCCCCUCCUCCGAUUACGAGCAGGUUCCUCAACCUGGACCGGGUGGAUAUGAUCGAGCAUCACCGCAGCCCCCUGUACCGCCAAAGCAGUAUCCUCCUGCUGGCGCUCCCGUGCAGGCCCAGCCUCCUGCCGCACAACAGCCAGUACCUGCUUCUCAGCAACAAGUUCAGCAACGUCCACCAGCGGCUCAGCAGCAGGUCCGCAGACAGUCGACAAAGAGGAAAGUCGGUCUGGAGGACUUCAACUUCCUGGCUGUGCUGGGGAAGGGUAACUUCGGAAAGGUCAUGCUGGCGGAAGAGAAGAGGUCAAACAGUCUCUAUGCCAUCAAGGUGCUGAAGAAGGAGUUCAUCAUCGACAACGACGAAGUGGAAAGUACUCGCUCAGAGAAACGUGUCUUCUUGACUGCUGCGAAGGAACGUCAUCCCUUCCUGCUCGGCUUGCACUCGUGCUUCCAGACGGAGACUCGCGUGUACUUCGUGAUGGAGUACGUCAGUGGUGGUGAUCUGAUGUUGCACAUCCAGCGGAAACAGUUCUCCCUACGGCAAGCGAAAUUCUAUGCCUCCGAAGUCUUACUUGCGCUGGAGUACUUCCAUCAGAAUGGUAUCAUUUACCGCGACUUGAAGCUCGACAACAUUCUCUUGACGUUGGAUGGCCACGUCAAGGUAGCUGAUUACGGUCUUUGUAAGGAAGAUAUGUGGUACGGCUCAACCACCAGCACGUUCUGUGGAACUCCGGAGUUCAUGGCCCCAGAGAUUUUACUGGAGCAGCGCUACGGCCGCGCCGUCGAUUGGUGGGCGUUCGGUGUGCUCACCUACGAGAUGUUGCUCGGUCAAUCCCCGUUCCACGGCGACGACGAAGACGAAAUUUUCGAUGCCAUCCUUGAAGAUGAGCCUCUGUAUCCUAUCACUAUGCCCCGAGAUGCUGUAUCAAUAUUGCAAAAGCUCUUGACCAGGGAUCCCACUCGCCGCCUUGGUUCGGGCAAGGAUGACGCCGAAGAGAUCAAGAGACAUCCCUUCUUCAAGGACGUCAAUUGGGAUGAUGUAUUACAUAAACGAAUCCCCCCUCCGUAUUUCCCGACGGUGAGCGGGAGCGCGGACACGAGUAAUUUCGACGAGGAAUUCACUCGAGAAGAGCCGACAUUGACACCCGUGUACGGUCAACUAUCUGCUCGUGAUCAGGCGGAAUUCAACGGGUUCUCCUGGGUGGCUUCGUGGGCGGAUGUAUGA